GGAAAGGGAGAAGGCAGGUGCUGGGAGCAGGAUCGUUCACCAUGGAGGAGAACAGCACAACAAACCUCACCCUGAACAAUACACUUUAUGGAUCUCUGGACUGGGAGGAAUAUAUCAGAUCUGAAUGCUCCAGCAUUCCCUCCAGCCUGAUUGCCUUUGCAGGGGUGUGCCUGGGGAUCUCCCUCUGUGGGCUGGCAGGGAAUGGGGUGGUCUUGUGGUUUCUGGGCUUGCACACACAGCAGAGCCCUUUCACUGUCUACAUCCUAAAUCUGGCUGUUGCAGACUUCUCCCUGCUCCUCCUGUUUCUCCUGCUUCUGUUGGCUUUUCUGUCCUUAGCAGCAUUCUGCACAUCUUUGUUUCCUUUUAUUCACCACUAUCAGCGCUUUGUCAGCCUGGGGCUGCUGGCAGCCCUCAGCGUGGAGCGCUGCGUCUCCGUCCUGUGCCCCGUCUGGUACCGCUGCCACCGCCCCCGGCACCUCUCGGCCGCCGUCAGCGGGGCCCUCUGGGCCCUGGCAGGGGCUUUUGUUUCCUCCCUCUACCUCACCUCCACCUACACUGAGGACUCUGGGACCGUCAUUGCAGGUGUAGCCCUGGCCAUUUCCGUGGUUUUUUCCCUCAUGAUGUUGGUUUCCAACCUGUUCCUGUUCCUCAAGCUGCGCUGUGGCUCCCGGAGGCGGCAGCCAGGGAAGCUCUUUGUGGCCAUCGUGCUCAACGUCCUGCUGUUCUUUGCCUUUGGCAUCCCUUUCUGCAUGGAGGUUUUCAUCAAUCUCCCAGAUUCCGGUGAUUUAUUCCCAGAAGACCCCUCUUUGUUCCUGGCACUGCUGAACUGCUCCCUCAACCCGGUGAUUUACGUGCUGGUGGGGAGCUGCCGGCGGCGCCGCUUCCAGCGCUCGGUCAGAGUGGCUCUGCGGAGGGUGUUUGAGGAGAAAGGCGGGAGUGACGAGGGGAGCCACGGGGCUGGGGACACUGUGGUGCAGGUGACAGCUCUGUGA
Molecule: messenger RNA, 992 nt
Organism: Melospiza melodia melodia
Lineage: Eukaryota; Metazoa; Chordata; Aves; Passeriformes; Passerellidae
Product: mas-related G-protein coupled receptor member H-like
Exons: 2
Coding region: 42-992 (316 amino acids)
Biological process (GO): G protein-coupled receptor signaling pathway
Cellular component (GO): membrane
Molecular function (GO): G protein-coupled receptor activity
Source: RefSeq, a predicted model, not a curated record